Molecule: messenger RNA, 5948 nt
Organism: Ictalurus furcatus (blue catfish)
Lineage: Eukaryota; Metazoa; Chordata; Actinopteri; Siluriformes; Ictaluridae
Gene: map3k3
Product: mitogen-activated protein kinase kinase kinase 3
Exons: 17
Coding region: 2794-4788 (664 amino acids)
Biological process (GO): protein phosphorylation
Molecular function (GO): protein kinase activity; protein binding; ATP binding
Source: RefSeq, a predicted model, not a curated record
GUUUUAUCUAGGGCACUAACAUUAUCCAGUUACUUCUUAACGUGUUCCUAACUUGACAGACUGGAGAACAAGGCUGACUGUUACACCCAUUGAGAGAGGAUACUAACAGGAACUUUGUGUACUCUUAAAAAAUAGCUCUGUGUAGCAUUCAGAGAGUUCUGUGGUUUGUCCAUAUUAAGGUCGCUAAAUAACAGGGGCUUUUUUUGUUAGAGCGUAUAAUGAUGGAAUGCGCCGUCAAUACAACAGGUCUCGUCACAGAUGAGUUCAUCUGUGCGAGUAUAGACCGAUACUUGACGUCAGGGCUCUAGACUGUUCGCUGGGUGAUACAGCUGAAAAGAUUUAUCACGAUAUAAUGUUUCGUAUCAUUUGGUAUCCAUAAUUAUCAAUUUGAAUGUUUUCUAAACUAAGACCAGUAGCAAAAAAGGUUUCAAUUUAACCAUUGUAUUUUUAAUUUACUCGCUUUAUUAAGGCAAACAGGAAAUCAUUUUAGCUUUAACAGUCAAAAACAAAAUAUAAUUUAAACAAAUAUCUUCUCUUAUAUGCUAUAUGAAGAUUACAUAAAUAAGUGUUAAAGAAACUCAAUCAAUAAAAUGUUACAAAAUGUGCGCAAUGUAAAAGUGUAAACGUAAAACAUUGAGGUAGAUCAACAUCGCAUUAUAGCGCAGAAUGUGACUCCUGGUGCUCUGGUUUGUGCUCAGCCUGUUAGCAUGGUUAGCCUAGCCUCGUAUAAAACUUCCACUUUAACACUGCCGAGGUCCGCGUCUGACGAGCCGAGCUCCUGCUCUGAGGACACUCGCUGUCCUCUCCAGAGCCGACAUUUUAACAGAAAACACAAAAAGUGGCGAAAUGUCACAUUUUUUCCCUUGCCUGCUGUUCAAAGUCACACGCAUUGUACAUGUGCAGAGCGCCGCGCAUGCGCACUACAAGUCUCUCGCAGCUUAUUUUCCCGUGCUUGGCCGGGACGGGGUUUUUCUUCGCAAAACUUACACACAACAGUGUUCUGAUGUUGGUCAGACGAAAAGAAACCAAAAAAAAAAACACUGCCUCACUGGCGAGCUGACGUCCUUUUUUAUUCACAAUCUCCUCGGCAGGCCUGAACUCAUUUUCACACGUCCGUGUGUCGUGAUGUCCGUGUGUUGUGAUGUAACAUGGCGAUGGCGCAACCGAACCCCACAGAUACGCAACUUGUUAUUGGCUGUUUGCUUGUCACUCGUAGCACACUCCUUUAUCAAGGCAUAUGAUAGGCUGUUUGUGAUCCGGGGACGGCGCACGCUUGAGGGUCGUUCACGCAACCAAACUUCAUGUCUGUUUACAUUUUAUCGAACGUUACACCGAACAUUUUUUCUAUCGUUACCAAUAAAGGUGUACCGUCGAUAAAUAUCGAUACCGUUUUAUCGUCCCGCGCUAGACCAAACGGUCGCAUUUUGCAACUACUCGCAUGUUUUUUUAAAUUUCAUGUUGAAAAACGAGGAGGGAGCGAGUCUGCCAGAGUUGGCCAAUGUGUCUGAGAAGAUGAGGGUCCAUGAGUUAUUAGUCAACUGCAUGGGUAACAUCAUCUACACUCGCGUCUCGCUUUCGUGGCGUCGCACUCAUCGUCCGUAAAAGUGAACCAUGUCGAAACGAGCCAUUUUUUUCAAACAUCACAUAAGUAGUUUUACAUUGCACACAUUGGUCUUGAACAGUACGCACACGUUUAGACUCAGGCCGAAAGCUCCCCGAGGUCCUUUGGAGCCAUGCCACACGCCUUCAUAUUUGCUUUUAGCACAUCUUUGUAACGCUUACGCUGUCCACCGAGACCUCGAACACCGUGUUCCAGCUGACUGUAGGAACACGUCUUAGGUAUGCGGUUAUCGUUCAUGUGAACGGCAUGCCUGGUCCAGCAAAAGAGCGCGAUCAUCAAAAAAGCUUCAACGCCGGUUGUGUCACGUAUUCUGAGGCCCUCUGUAUUCGGUAUGUUGUCCUGCCAUCUAAUGUGCGCCAUAAACAAUAUGAUUAACCGUAGUAACUGUAGUGAAACAUUGCGCAACAAUUAGAAUCGUUAUGACUAAGACAGCAAGAGGCGUUAAACCAAUCAAACCCUGAGAAACUGCCAUUUAAAGAAGUCUCUGCUUACUCAAGUUGACACAUUUUCUACAGUUAGGGAAAUACACUGUGUAGACAAUCAUGUUGCAACAUCGAUGAUUACGCUGCACUUGAGAAAAACAUGGUUGUUGACCAGUUACCAACUAAGCCUCAGUUUUCUAAUAAAACGAAGUACAUGACCAAGCAGUGGUAGUUCAGUGGGGAAUGUUGUGUCCUUGUUACCAUACGGUCGUGAGUUCAACUCGCCAGAAAGCCAACGUUCGGCCCUUCAGCAAGGUCAUUCACCGUGAACCCCUCAGCUUCGUGCUUGGAUUUGAUUCUACCUCACUCGUAAGUCACUCUCUAAAGCCUCUGCCAAAUGACUGCAUGCAACACGAAUGCCUUUUUUGCAGUUCCAACAUUUUUUAAGAUGAACUCCAACACAAACCAGCGCUGGAUUAAAGGCCUAAAUGGUUUCUCUCAGACAGUACCGACAGGGAUAAAUCGGACAUGCUGCUUAUGUUUGCGGCCUGUGGUCGGACCAGAGAGGAGAAAGAAUGCAGCUGAAAAAAAGACGACAGGAAUCAAAGGAAGACGUUUCGAGGAAGUAAUGUGGUUGUAAUGGUAAUGUAAUGGUUUAGUUUCGACGUGGUUUAGAAAAGAGCAGUUUAUAGAAGUCGCAUCAGUAAUGAGAUACUUGUGUGUUUGCGGAUCUUCCCACAGAGACGAAACAUGUUGGUGCUUGCUGACAUCGUCACUGUUGAGGCUGUUAAUGGGUGGUGUCAAAGGACCAAGUGUGUGACGACUCCAUAUCUGAAUCCAGAAGAGGACAGACACACACACACACACAGAAACACCGCAAAAAUGAAUGAGAGACAGGCUCUCCAUUCCAUAAUGAAGGACCUGGUGGCGCUGCAGAUGACCAGGCGGCAGCCCAUGCCAGCUUACGACAUGGCCAAAGCCAAGCCUGCUAACACUGCUAGCACGGCUAACAGACAGGACGACGUCAGAAUCAAGUUCGAGUUCUGCGGAGAGAGAAGGAUACUGAUGUUCAGUCGGCCUGUGCAGUUUGAGGAAGUCCAGCAAAAGGUCAAGACUGUCUUUGGGCAGCAACUCGAUCUGCACUAUAUGAACAAUGAGAUGUCAAUCCCUCUGCACGGCCAGGACGACUUGGACAAGGCUAUUGACCUGCUGGACCGCAGCUCUAACAUGAAGAGCAUAAAGAUCCUGCUGCUAACAGAAGAACAUAGCAAUGUCUCAAACAUGACUCAUCCCUCCGGAGGCAAGCAAGUACGAAUCAAAGCCUCGCAGUCCAUGGGGGAUGUGAGCACGGCUUAUCAGUCCUCUGAGCCCAGGGGACGCCACCCAUCCACCAGUUCUCAGAACACCGGGCGGAGCUCUCCGCCUCCCGGCUACGUUCCGGAGCGGCAGCAGCGAAUCGCUCGCCAGGGAUCCUACACCAGCAUUAACAGUGAGGGAGAGUUUAUACCCGAGACCAGCGACCAGUGUGUGCUGGAUCCUUGGAGCAGUGCGGAAAAUUCCAUAUCCGGGAGCUGCCAGUCACUCGACAGCAACUCAGAAAGCCCCUCACUUCGGAAGUCCCGCAUGCACAGAGCCAGAAGUUAUCCUGAUAACAGGCAGGAUUGUGCAGACAGGGAGAAUCACGUGUAUGAUAAGAUUAUAGCUAAAGGAGGGACGUACCCACGGAGAUACCCGGUCUCUCCGCAUCACAAAGACCUCAGUGAGGGUCGGCGCACGUUUCCACGGAUACGACGUCCCCAGGGUAACCUGUUCACACUGGUGCCGUCGCGUCGUUCCCUAAACGGCAGCGAGGAGAGCCUCGGAAGCUGGCAGCUGGUCGACACACACUCCCGGCUCCGCCCCAAAGACCGCCCACUGCCUCACAAGUCCCCCACAGCUCCUGUGACAUGGCGGAGAGGGAAACUGCUGGGCCAAGGUGCAUUCGGCCGUGUUUAUCUCUGCUACGACGUGGACACUGGACGGGAACUAGCAGCUAAACAGGUCCAGUUUGAUCCAGCAAGCCCGGAGACCAGCAAGGAGGUCAGCACUCUGGAGUGCGAGAUUCAGCUACUGAAAAACCUGCAUCACGAGCGCAUCGUGCAGUACUACGGCUGCCUCCGAGACCACAACGAGAAGACUCUGACCAUCUUCAUGGAGUACAUGCCCGGGGGCUCGGUGAAAGACCAGCUGAAGGCCUACGGGGCGCUAACGGAGAACGUGACCCGGAAGUACACCAGGCAGAUCCUGGAGGGCAUGUCCUACCUGCACAGCAACAUGAUCGUCCACAGGGACAUUAAAGGUGCCAACAUCCUGCGGGAUUCUGUAGGGAACGUGAAACUCGGAGACUUCGGCGCCAGCAAGCGCCUGCAGACCAUCUGCAUGUCCGGUACUGGAGUGCGCUCGGUCACUGGGACGCCAUAUUGGAUGAGUCCGGAGGUCAUCAGCGGAGACGGUUAUGGACGCAAAGCGGACGUGUGGAGUCUUGGCUGCACCGUGGUGGAAAUGCUGACUGAGAAGCCCCCUUGGGCCGAAUACGAGGCCAUGGCAGCCAUCUUUAAAAUAGCUACUCAGCCCACCAACCCCGUUCUGCCGUCGCACAUCUCAGAGCAGACCAAAGACUUCGUCCGGCGCAUCUUCGUCGAGGCCAAACACAGGCCGAGCGCAGAAGAGCUGCUCAGACACCCUUUCUCACAGAUCUUCUGCUGAGCGAGCUGCAGAAUUAAAGCCCCGGACGCCUGGACCUGGAAACCCUCGAAAGCUGUAUUUAUGACAUGUAGCUCAAUCAGUGAGCACAAAACAGACCAACACGCAGCUGGGCAUCGUCCAGUCAAGAGCGGUUAGAUUUAGGUCUUUCAUUUGUCCAUUAAUGGUAUUGUUGCAUUGCAGUGUGUGUACCAGCAGGGGGCAGCACAAGACAGCCGAGUGCCAUUGCAAGCGCCGACCGAGUUAAGGAGAUCAUCUACCUGAACUCAGUACAAGGGCUGCGCAAUAUGAUUAAAAUAGCAUACUGUGAUUCCGUUAAGUACAUUAAUAACAAACUGCUGAACUUGUGACUGGAUUAAUUAGACCACAGUAAUUCAUCAUAUCGGUAUCAUGAGAUCUCUAAGAUCUGUCAGGCUUCUGUGAUGGCAGUAUUGUGAUAGUGGUUAGUAAACGACGUAUUGUGCAGCCCUACCGAAGCCGAGCUGCGAGACCUUCACAGGUUAGUGCAGUUCACUGAUCCGCCGGUCGCGUGGUUCACAGUUGGUUCUUUGGCUUGUCUUGUUGCGUACAUGUUCUUCUGAGGAUUCAUACAAGGAUCCACGAAGCUGAUCUAGCUCUUCGGGUCAGUCACGUUAGCAUCGUGCUAGUUGUCGGAGAGGUAGAGCUACAGGCGGUGUUUCAGUCAUUACAGGCUUUCCUUUCACUCACAGUCCAACUAAAUGCUCUGGGUUACAGGGUGCGUAGAUGCCUGAUGCUUUCCUCUUACUCUCCUGACAAUUCAUACACUUUUUAAGGCAACACCCUUACUGUAACUGUAACGCUGCUGUGAGAAAAUCCAGUCGGCUGUAAAACCUCGCCGUUUGAGACGCAGCGGUCAGACUUUCAGAGCGUCAUCAUAUGACCAUUUUGAGUCGUCAGGAUGCUUGCGACCAUGCAGAGUUUCGGAAACAACAGUUGGGAACCUUUGCGAUAGAUAACAUGAUAGAUGACUAGCAUCAAAUUAAGAGCUGAGUUAGUUAAACUAGGUUGCUUAACUAUUAGCUAAUAUACAUUCUGGACUAUAAGAUGCACUAGUUUGCCUUUUACUUCAAUAUAUAUGGAAUAUAUUUUAUACUAUACUGUAUUAUAUAUUAGCCUAUUGUUGUCUGCUUGAUUUGUAUACA